CGGGCUGCGCCUCACGGGCUGGCGGGAGCCUGGCCCGGCCAUGUCCGAGGCGUAUUUCCCCGUGGGCCCCGGGCUGGGCACGGAGGAGAAUUUCCUCUCGCUGGACGAUAUCCUGAUGUCGCAGGAGAAGCUGCCGGGGCGCGCCGAGAGCACGCUGCCGCGCCUGGCCGUGUUGAUGGGGCAGGGCGCCGGCAGCGCCGAGUCCAUCCCUGAGGGAUCAAAGCUGGAAAUCCCUCUGUGGCUUGCUAAAGGGCUGCAUGACAGCAAAAGGAGAAUCAUCUCUGUGGAACUGCCAAAGAUUUACAAGGAAGCCUGGAGGACGGUGUUCAGUGCUGAUGCCAAUGUGGUUGAUCUGCAUAAAAUGGGGCCCUACUACUAUGGAUUUGGCUCACAGCUCCUGAAUUUUGAGAAUCCAGAGAAUCCAGAGAUAGCUCAGACUGUCUUGCAGACGUUCAUUGCCCGUUUCCGCCGCAUCAUGGACUCCUCUCAGAACGCCUACAACGAGGACACGUCUGCGCUGGUGGCUCGGCUGGAUGAGCUGGAACGGGCUCUCUUUCAAGUGGGCCAGAAAGGGCUGAACGACUUCCAGUGCUGGGAAAAGGGACAGGCUUCUCAAAUCACAGCUUCCACUCUGGUGCAGAACUAUGGGAAGAGAAAGCUCACGGAAGUGGAUGGUUAAAAGCCUGAAGAACGUAAAGUUACAGUGCGGGACGCAGAUUUACAGCCUGUCCUAGAAGAGAAAAAUGAAUCAAUUUAAGGAAGGACAGGCUCCCUGUCCAUUAAUGGGAAUUCUUCUCUGUAACAGCUUUGGAUAAGACUAGUGAAAAUUUUAAAGGCAGAGGGCAAGGGUAUAAAAAUUAGAUCACACCACUGAACAGCCUUAGAGCUUACCUGUAGCACUCCUGAGGAGUUGCAGCCAAGGUGUUUGCUAGGUGGCUGAAAGGCUUUUCUAAAAGGGUAAUAAAUACUAAUUAUUGCUCCAAAUUGAUAUUUACAAUACCAGAUCUGGAAAGAAGUGUAAUUUAUGUAUUUCAUCUUGUCCUUCCUAACCUCCUGGAAACACCUGUUGAUUCUAUGAACAGCUGUUUCCAGGUUCCCUGUUCUUUAGAGAGCCCCAGUGAUGUGGAAAAAAUGUGAUACAGCGAUAAUUUUUUUUCAUUUCUUAUACACUGAGGUGGAACAGGUGCUCUUUGUGAGGCAGGAAUGUUUUCCUUUGCUGACUCCUGUACACAGUGCCAGUGCCCUGGAGAGAAAUACCUCAAACCCACAGAGCAAGUGGCUGCUCAGGUCUCUGCACAAAGUGCUGCUUUGUCCUCUGUCUCCCUUUCUGGCCCUUGUGACCUUGGUGCUGUUUAGUAAAGAGUGUUCUUGUUUAA
Hirundo rustica (Barn swallow) is the source of this 1376-nucleotide messenger RNA. RefSeq names its product GINS complex subunit 3 (gene GINS3). Gene Ontology annotation, cellular component: GINS complex. The record is from RefSeq and is a predicted model, not a curated record. Gene Ontology annotation, biological process: mitotic DNA replication initiation. The transcript is spliced from 3 exons. The coding region runs from base 41 to 679 and encodes 212 amino acids. Lineage: Eukaryota; Metazoa; Chordata; Aves; Passeriformes; Hirundinidae.